CCUGCCGGCAGCGUGGGCUGCGGUGCCUGAGACCCGGGGAUGGCGGCGUUGGCUGCGCGCGCGGGUGGGCUUCUGCGGCUGCGAGCUGCCGGAGCGGAGCGGCGGUGGUGCGGACUGCGCUGCGCUGGGCUGGUGCAAGGCUUCCUGCAACCCGGAGGCGAGGACGCGGCCCAGAAGCGGCGGGUGGCCCACUUCACCUUCCAGCCGGACCCGGAGUCCCUGCAGUAUGGGCAAACUCAGAAAAUGAACCUCUUUCAGUCAAUAACAAGCGCCUUGGAUAACUCAUUGGCCAAAGACCCUACUGCAGUAAUAUUUGGUGAAGAUGUUGCCUUUGGUGGAGUCUUCCGAUGCACUGUUGGUUUACGAGACAAAUAUGGAAAAGAUAGAGUGUUUAACACCCCGUUGUGUGAACAAGGAAUUGUUGGAUUUGGGAUCGGAAUCGCAGUCACUGGUGCUACGGCCAUUGCGGAAAUCCAGUUUGCCGACUAUAUUUUCCCCGCCUUUGAUCAGAUUGUCAACGAAGCUGCCAAGUACCGCUACCGCUCUGGCGAUCUUUUCAACUGCGGGAGCCUCACCAUCCGGGCCCCAUGGGGCUGUGUGGGCCACGGGGCUCUCUACCAUUCUCAGAGUCCUGAAGCCUUUUUUGCCCAUUGCCCAGGAAUCAAGGUGGUUAUACCCAGAAGCCCUUUCCAGGCCAAGGGACUGCUAUUGUCAUGCAUAGAAGAUAAAAAUCCAUGUAUAUUUUUUGAACCUAAAAUACUUUACAGGGCAGCAGUGGAACAGGUUCCAGUAGAACCCUACAAGAUCCCCCUGUCUCAGGCUGAAGUCAUCCAGGAGGGCAGUGAUGUGACUCUGGUUGCCUGGGGCACUCAGGUUCAUGUCAUCCGGGAGGUGGCUUCCAUGGCACAAGAAAAGCUUGGAGUGUCUUGUGAAAUCAUCGAUCUGCGGACGAUCGCACCUUGGGAUGUGGAUACAGUUUGCAAGUCUGUGAUCAAGACGGGGCGACUGCUGAUCAGUCACGAGGCUCCCUUGACCGGCGGCUUUGCGUCGGAGAUCAGCUCCACAGUCCAGGAGGAAUGUUUCUUGAACUUAGAGGCUCCGAUAUCUCGGGUAUGUGGAUAUGACACCCCAUUUCCUCACAUCUUUGAGCCGUUUUAUAUCCCAGACAAAUGGAAGUGCUAUGAUGCUCUUCGCAAGAUGAUCAACUAUUGACCACAGAGGUGCCUGCUGCCACAGUUCAACUCCUGGAACCACACGGUAGAAAGAGAAAGCCAUGGUAGAAGGAGAAAGCCAACUCCUGCAAGCUGUCCUCUGACCUCCACAUCGCCAUGAUGCAUGUGCCGUCCCCCCCACACUAAAAUAAAUGUUAAAAAAUUAAAAAGUUUUUCUGAACUCUUAGAAUACAAUCAGAUUUAGGAUAAGCAUGCCAUUUUCACAAAGCAAUUAGGUGUGAUGUUGAUGUGGACUGUAUCUCAAUUUGAGGAGUGUCCCAUUUUUACAAGGUUAAGUCUAGAGGUCCAUGUACAUGGGAGUUUUCCAUUGCUUUCUUCCUUAUUUAGUUUGUCUCAGUGAUCUAGUGUUCAAACUAUAUUUUCCCUUCUUUGGUAAGUGUAGUCCUAAUAAUUUCACUAUUUUAAUGCUCUAGCCCCUUCCAUGUUUCCUCUCUCCAGCUUGUCCCACACCCCCUCUCAAAUCAACAGCCUCUUCUACUUUGAUUAUGAAAAGGUAAAUGGUUGAACCUAAAAAAGAUUACAUUAAGUGAGGAAACCCAGGCCCAGAAAGACAAACACCACAUAUUUUGCAGCUCCUAGUUCCAAAUCUUCAGAUAUGAGUAAAUAACAUAGAGUUACCACAGAAACCAGGAAAGUAAAAGGAUUUACUUUCAAGUUUGCAUGUACACAUGCAUGCCAUAAUGAAUUUAUGUGUACUGUGUGUGUGUACACGUGCCUGAGGAGGCUUACACUGGAGGUUCAAGUGGUUGUGAGCUGCCCAAAGUGGGUGCUUGGAAUCGAACCUGAGUCCUCUGCAAGAACAUUAAGCAUUCUUCAUAACUGAGCCAUCUUGCCAAUCCCAGGAUUUCACUUCUUUUGUGGCUGGACAGUAUUCCAUUAUGUAUAUGCACAUUUCUUUGUCUACUUACAGGUUAAUGGACACUUUCGUUAUUCCUAUUUCUUGAAUAUCGUGGAUCUUGGUUCAAUACACAUGGGAGUACAGAUGUCUUACUCACAUGUUAAUUUCAUUUCCUUUAUAUUAUACUCAGUAGUUAGAUUGUAGACCCAUAUAAUAGUUCUGUUUUACAUAUUAUGAAGAUGCUGAAUGAUAAUUUGCAUAAUGACUGCCCUAAUUUCUAUUCCCACCAACAGUGUGCUAGGGUUCUCUUUGCUCCACAACCUCGCUAGUACUUGCUAUCACUUUCAUGUCGCUGUUUGGUUAAAAACCAUUCUUACUGGUUGAAAAUGAUUUCUUACUCUGGUUUUGCCCUGAUGUUGCCCUGAUGUUGAGUGAUAUUGAGCAUAUUGCAUAAACACCUGCUGGUAUUUGCAUGCCUCCUGUUGAGAGAAGUUGAGCCCCAUUGCCCAUUUCUAGAAGAGGUCAUUUUAUUUAUUUGUUGACUGCUCUCAACUUUGCGGAGUUCUGGAUUUUAACCCUUCAUUUCUUUGCUUUGACUCUUGUUUCCUUUAUGAUUUAAUGUAUGCUGUUCUUGUUUGCCUUCAUUUUCUUUCCUUGCCAAUUUCAAUAUUCUAAAGCGUUUUCCAUAUGCUUUCCUCCAGGAGUUUCAUAGGUUCAAGUUUUACCUUUAAGUCUUUAGUCUUUUUAGAGUUGAUUAUUGUAUCUGAUGAGAGGGGCCUUUCCUCUUCUGAAUGAAGAUAUCCACUUUCACAGCACUGCUUACUGAGAAGUAUGUCCCUUCUUUACCUUGUGUUCUUUGCAUAUUUGUUGAAAAUCAGUUGACUGUACAAAAUUGGCAGCUUAUUUCUAGGCUCUCUCUCAUGUUAGUCUGCUGUCUUCCUUUGUAGGCCAGUACCAUGCUGUUUCAAUUACUGGAGCAUGCACAUUACUGAAAGUCCAGAUGUAAGACACAUUAAGUGAUAUCAGGGGAUGUUCAUGCUUUUGGGGUUGGACCUGAAGCUCUUCUAGAAGCCAUUACAUAAAUAACAAUUACAUAAAUGCUCCAAGGAUUCUCCACAUGCCUAUGGUACAGAUGUUUCUCUGCACAGUGAAGUCCGUCAGCUCACCAGUCAUUUUUAAAUGUUUCAUAGCUUAAGCUUUUAUGCUUAUAGGUUUGGUACAUUUAAACCUUUUGUUUGUGACAUAAGGUAUAGAUAUAAGGCUUCCCCUCUGAAUAUUUUCUCUUUUAGUUUUUUGAAAAAUAAUCUAAUGAUUUUGACCAGUUUGUACAUUAAUAUGCACACUUCAAAAAUCAAAAGGUGGAAACUUCUGGCACUUUUCCUCCUGUGCCUUAUAUCACAUACCAUAAAGGGAGCUAGCCCUGGGACAGAGCCUCUUCACACGGACCAUAGCUCAUCUCCUUGUUCUAAAUGUACCACCCCAUGGCUAGCCUUUCUAAGAUGAUGUGAGUGCAGUGUAAUUUUUUUCAAUACCCUAAUUGAGAAUUAUCAUUCUAUAGUUAGCUAAACAAGAAAGUAUUUAAAAUAUUUAGAAAAUAUUUUAUCUGUUAAUACUUUAACCAAUAUUUUUAUACCUUUAUUUUUUCAUUCAUGGGCUCUUCCCUUAACAUCUGGAAGUAAGUUUGUCAUUCUUUAGAUUUUUUUCCCCUAAGCCAGCGAAAGCUGUACAAUGGGAGAAUUGUAUCGUAAAGGAUAUGUCUGCAGAGCAAUCCCAGAAAUGGUCAUAUCUUAAAUGGCAAAGCAUAUGAAUGUGAGAUUCGGUUGAGAAUCUGAAAAGGAAGAAGUAAUCCAGAUUUUUCUAGGUGUAUUCUAAGAGCAGCAGCAGGAGUCUUGAUGAACAUUGAAGAUAAAGAUGAGAGAUUUGCCAAGUUUGGAGGAUACAGCCACUUACCUGCUCCUGCUCAGGCUUGUCGGCAGCUACCAUCAAUGAGCAAGAGGCAAUGAAUAGUUUCCUCUGCUGGUGAUGCAGUUCAGUGGAGACCUUAGCUCUGGACUCCUGACCUCCAUAGUCCCGAGAGAAAGGAUGUCCAUUGUUCUAAGCCAUUAAGGCUAUCUAGUUUGGUACAGCUGCUUUAUGGUCCGGGCAAGAAGAGUAACACUGUCUUGGAGACUGAACUGCCAGUCUCAAGCUGUAACUUAUUAAUGCCCAGUGUUCUCUGGACAUACUUAUUCUCAUUAUCCGCUCUUGUUUUUUAAAGGGAAACAUAGCCUUUCCCCAUGCUGUAGGGUCUUUUUAAAUUUUUUUUCUCCUGAUGUGCUCCCUCCUUGUUGAUUGCAUUUUGUGAGCCAGGUUAGUACACACACACACACACACACACACACACACACACACACACACACACACACACACGGUUUUCUCACUCCCCAUUUUCCCAUUGUUACCUCUUUUUUUGGUGUUAUGGUCCUCCGCUCCCAGUUACUGCUAAGACCAAUGUGAAGGAACAUCUUCCCUGUUUUCUUCUAGGGAUUUUAUGGUUUCUAGUUUUACAUUUCAACUUUACUUCAUUUUGGCUUGAUUUUUUUUGCAUGGUAUAUGUGCCCAUAUUUUUCCUUGUUAGCAUGUGGUUAUCCAGGUCUGCCAACAACAUUUAUUGAAGAGACUCUUUUUGCCAUUGUCAGUUUUUUGUUCUUUUGUCAAAAAUUGGCUAACCAUACAUGUAUUGCCUUAUUUCAGGGUUCCAUUUCAAUUCCACUGGCCUAUGUGUCUUUUCUAAAGUACAAUGCAGGAUUUCCUGGGUUGUUUGUAGUAUAAUUUAUGAGAAGGCUGUAGCGAUUUUUUUCUUAUGCAACCUUAUCUUGUUUAUUUGAAUCUUCCUAUGGUUUCAUAUGAAUCUUAGAAUUGCUUUUGUUCCCUUAUUUUGGUGCAAAUGGCAGUACUUUUGCAGAUUGCCUUGAUUAGCAUGGAUAUUUUACCAAUAUUAAUUAUUUUAACCCAUGAGCAUGGUGUAUCAAUGCAUUUAUAUUUGUCACCUUAAAUUGCUCUCACCAGUGUUUUCUAGUUUUUCAGUUUAAAAAUCGUUUACUUCCUUAAUUAAGUUUAUACCCAGCAUUUAAUUUUUGGAUGCUAUUGUAAGUGGGAAUGUUUUAUUAAUUUCUUUUAAAAUAUGAAGUAUUUAAAAGUUAAUUUAUUAUUUGUGUGUGUGUGUGUGUGUGUGUGUGUGUGCACAUGUGCACACACCAUCGUGCACAUGUGAAGGUGAGAAGACCACCCUAGGUUUUGCCUUCCACUUGGGUUUGGGAAUUAAAGCUAGUCAGGCCUGUGCUACAUGCACUUUUGCCCCUGUGCCAUGGUGCUGGCCCUAACUUCUUUUUCAGACAGUUAAUGGUAGUGUAUGGAAAUAAAACUUCUUGUAAGUUGAUUUUAUACCCUGCAAUUUACCUCUAUCCUUAGCUCUACUGGGUUUUUUAAAAUUUUUAUUUAUUUAUUUUUAUUCAUCUCUUUAUUUUACAUCCUGGCCACAGCCUCCUCCCAUCCUCCUUUCCUGGACCCUCCUGCCAUGUAUUAAGGCUGGGCAAGGUGACCCAGUAUGAGGAGUAGGUUCCCAAAAGCCAGUAAAGGAGUCAGAGACAACCCCUGCUCCCACUGUUAGGAGCCCCACAAGAGGACAAAGCUAAACUGAAAUGUACAUGCAGAGGGCCUAGGUCAGUCCCAUGCAGGCUCCCUGGUUUCCAGUUCUUAAGGCCCUAUGAGCCCAGGUCAGUUGAUUGUAUGAGCCUUCCUAUGGUGUCCUUAACCCCUCUGGCUCCUAUUCGACUUUCUCCCUUUCUCCUCCUCCCAAGGAUUCAUGAACUCGGCCUAAUGUGUGUCUUUGGGUCUCUGCAUUUGCCUCCAUCAGUUGCUGUAAGGUGCCUCUCUGAUGACAAUUGGGCCAGGCACUAAUCUGGUCACAGAUUUUUUUUUUAAAAUCUUUAGAGGCUUCUGUGUAUAAGAUUAUGCUGUCAGCAAAGAGACCAUUUUAUUUUAUUUUUCCUUCCCAAAAUAAACACCUUUAAUUUCAUUUUUGGGGAUAAGUGCUCUGGCUGGAACUUCUGGUAUGCUGCUGAGAAGGAACAGCAUUGGGCAUCGCUAUCUAUGUGGUCCUGGAGGGAAGACUUUCAACCAUUCCCCAUCACUUAGGAUGUGAGCCAUGGAUGCCUUACAUGUGGCUACAAUCAUUUUGUGAGUGUACAUCUCUUCUGUCAGCCCUUAAUUUUUUGAGAUUUGUUGCUCUGAAGGGAUGUUGAAUUUGGUCAUAUUCCUUGCAUGCUUUAUUCAAGAUGACAGUGUGGUAGUUUCUGUUCUUCCUCUUGUUAAUACUGUCUGCCAUGUUUAUUGAUUUAUAUUACUUCAUAGUGCUGGAGGUUGGAUUUAGAGCCUUGGACCUGACAGACAAGUAUCAAUGACUGCACUAUGCCCUAGCCCACAGGAUUAAUUGAUAUGUAUAUUGAGCCAUCCUUGCACCUGAGGGAUAAAUCAUGCUUCCUUAUGGUGUAUGAUCUUAUAAAUAUAUUGUUGUUGAAUUUGGCUUACUCAUUUUUUUUGGGGAAUACUUCCAUUUGUGUUCAUUUGUGGUAUUGACCUUUAAUCUUCAUGUCUUAUAAAGUCAUCAUCUGGCAAAAAGUAACCUGGUUAGUUAAAGCAAUCCUGAGCAAAAAGAAUGUUGGAGGAAUGCUAUUCUAGAUUUCAAGAUAUAUUACAGAGCAAUAGUAAAAGAGGAAUAUUAGACUGGUACAAAAAUAGGUGUAUAGGUCAAUGGAAUAAGACAGAAGAACCAAGCAUAUAUUUUUGAUGAAGAGACCAAAUUAUACAGUGGAGAAAAGACAGCAGCUUCAACAAAUGGUGCUGGGAAACUAGAUGUUCUCAGGCAGAAGAAUGAAAUUAGACCCAUAUCUAUCACCCUGUAUAAAAAUUAGACCCAACUGUAACAAAGACCUCAGUUUGAAACUUGAAACACUAAACCCACUAGAAGAAAACAUAGGCAGUAUCCUAUAUAAGUAUAGGAAAGGACUUUCUGACCAGGACUCCACUAGCUAAUUCCUAUUAAGGUCAACAAUUGACAAGUGAGACCUUAUAAAACUAAAAAGUGUCUGUAAAGCUAAGGAAACAAUCAUUUGAGUGAAGAAACUCAUGCAUGGAGUGGGACAGAAUCUUUGCCAGCUGGACAUCUGACAGAGGGUUAAUAUCCAGAAUAUACAAAGAACCCACAAAUCAGGGUCAAGGAAACAAAUGACCCAAUUAAAUAAUGGGCUAGGUAUCUAAACCAAGUUCUCAAUAGAAGGAAUAAAAAUGCUUAAGAGGCUGGGCGGCAGUGGUGCACUCCUUUAAUCCCAGCACUCGGGAGACAGAGCCAGGUGGAUCUCUGUGAGUUCAAGGCCAGCCUGGUCUACAGAGCGAGAUCCAGGACAGGCACCAAAACUACAAGGAGAAACCCUGUCUUGAAAAAACAAAAAACAAAACAAAACAAAAACAACUUAAGAAAUACCUCAAAACACAUUCAUCAUUCUUAACAAUUAAGGAAAUGCAAAUUAAAAUUGCAUUGAGAUUUCAUCUCACCGCAAUCAGAAUGGAUAAAAUCUAUAAAUCAAUGAACAAUGAAUGCUUGUGAUGUUUGUGGAAAAGGGGAACCCUCAUUAUCCAUUGUAUGAAUGCAAAUUGGUGUAGCAACUCUGGAAAUCAGUAUGGAGAAUCCUCAAAAGUCUAAAAAUAAAUCUACUGCAUGACCCAGCUAUAUAACUCCUUGGCAUAUAUAUACCCAAAGAACUUGAUACUCUAUUCCACAGAUACUUGCUCAGCAAGGUUCCUAGCUACCCUACUCACAAUAUGAAGGAAAUUGGAACAAUAUAAAUGUCCUUUCUAUUGAUGGAUGGAUAAGGAAAAUAUGAUAUAUAUACACAACAGAAUACUACUGAGCUAUAAACAAAAACAAAUUCAUGAAAUUUGCAGGUAAAUGAAUGGACCUAGAAAAGAUUAUAUUGAAUAAGGAAACUCAGAUUUGGAAAGACAGAUACUGUAUAUUCUCUCAUCUGGUUUUUAGCUCCAAAUCCUCAGAUGUGAGUAUGUAACACAGAGUCACCAUAGAACCCAGGAAGUGUAAAGAGACCAUAGGUGGGGGAGUACCUUGGAGGUGAGUGGCAGGAUACAGGUGAUAUGAAGAGAGAAAUUAAAUAAUGGAGAGGAGGAUCCAUCCUGGAUGGCAGGAUGGAGGCCAAUAUAGAAGGAGAAUGAGGGAUGAGAGAUGAAUAAUACCAAUGCUGUUUGGUAAGCCUCAAAGGAUCAGGUUAUUUUAUAUUUACCUAAAGUUAUAUACAACACAUAAAUGUACACACACACACACACACACACACACACACACACACACACACACACACACCAUAUGGAAGUUAAGCUACUUAAGCUGAAAAUGCUCCCCACAAGAACCUUAAAUGAACAAAACCCCAGUACCAGGCACAAGAAACAUCCUUUGAAAUGGUCAGGGUAGACCAAGCGACUCCUAAAACAACACAUAUUAUAGAGGCCAAGGGUGGGCUCCUGAAAACAUAUUUAAGACACAGGACUCAGAUGAUUUGAACUCUCUCUCUGAGCUGAAAGCCUCUUUCCUAAGGUCUGGCUUCCAUGGUUCUAAAAACACAAUGACACUUCCAAGGGAAGGAAGCCGUUAGACAAUCCUACCCAGCCACAACAUCUGUGAACUGUGACAAUGACCAACAUGACAAGAUAUGUAGGUGCAAUAAGUGGCAUUCACAUGUCAGUGGUGACUAUUAACUGUGUAAAUGGACUUAAGGUCCAUUCAACAGAAGAGCUAUCAUUCCUGGUACUGAAAACCUAGUCAGUUUUCCAGGGCUAGUAAGGUCAUGGAUCUUAGAGAAGAAUCUAUUGCCACCACUUUGCUAGACCAGUAUAAUUCCUUACUAUAUUCUAAAUCUGAUACGCACAGAUAAAUGUAGCUACUACCUCUCAUCAGAAAAGCUCUUCUUUACAGCCAACAGAGACUAUCACAGAAAAGCACAAUGGGACAUAAUGCAGAGAUCAAAGGACUGUGGGAAGCCCAGCCUCCACAGAUCUAGCUACACUGUAGCUCCUUCAUCUAUGGCUCAGGGGACAUCGUAGGAGAAGAGACUGAAAGAUUGAAAGAGUCAGAAUUCCAGGAAGCCUGCUGUGAAACAUCUCUCCUCGAAAUGGCUGCAUAGACAAGACCAGAACAAUGGAAUUAUCAAUGUGGAAUACUGGAAUGUGGAAAUAACAGUUGCAGUGCUAAUGUGGAGUGGGGAAAAUUUCACAGGGUCCUACCCCUGGACAAAGAACUACAGGCAACUCUUGACUUCCGAGAGAAGGGAAAAUAGCCUCUCCCAGGGAUGAAUCCCUUUAUUGGUUGUUCAGUGCAGUGACCAGCCUUGAAAUCAUACAUACAGAGACAACAAAAUGGAUUCAGCAGGUUGUAUUUAUAUGUAUGUGUGCAUACACAUACAUAUGUAUGUAUGUAAAAUAAUAAAUAAAAAAGGAUAUUAAUUUGAAAGGGGAGGGACAUGGGAAGGGUGGAGAGAGGGAAAGUAAUAUAAUUCUAUUUCAAUUAAAAACAUAUUUUAAAAAGAAACUUGUAAAAUAAUAUAUUUCCUUGAGGCCUUGACCCACUCAUAUUUAAAGUAGUUACUGAUAGAGAUGCCAUUUUUUUAGUUCCUGUCUUUAUGAUUUUUCUUCUCCCUCUCCCUCCCUUCAUUCUUUCUUUCUUUUUUUGUAGUGGUAUGCUUUCAGUUCUUUUCUCUUUAUUUUUCUGGUCUCACUCAGUGGCUUCCAUGAGUUUUAGAUAAAACAUUUCAUAGCUACAAAAGCCCAUUUUAGGUUGAUAAUUUAAUUUUGUUUGCAGAUUAAAAAAAAAACUCUAGAAUUUUACAUCUUAUAUUCUCCCUCAUGUUAUACUAUUGUUUUCAUAAUUUACAUGUCACAUUUUUUCCUUAAUGAACCUUCAUUUGUGUGUGUGUGUGCAAUUGCAUAAUUAAAGUUGAUUUCUAUACUAUCAACUCAGUGUUAACGCACUUUGAAUUAGACAGCAGUAGCUACCUUCUCAGUGACUUUUACGUGUUAAAACGUUAGACCAAAAGCACCUUGCUGAAAUGGCUAACACCGUAAGGUGCUUUGUCUUAGUAUAUUCCUUCUCUUGUGUUGUAUAACUUGGUGAAGCCAAUUAGGUAACAAAGUCACCCCACUGCUUCUCAUUGUUUCAGGGCAGGCUAGUCCCCAGUGAACAAUUGCUCCAUAUUACCUGUUUUAUGGAGUACUUGGGUGUUCUAUUCUCUUCUGGGUUUUUGUCCUCUUUGUCAUACUAACUAAUUUCUUGUUCAUGAGAACUUAAAGUAGUAGAUGCUGAUUUAUAGUUCCUUUGUUCUUCCCUACCAAAUACUCCACAUAAGAAUUUUAUUUGCUCAUAAAGAUGUGCUGUGCCCAGCAACUGACUUUUGCUUUGUGCCUGGUAGUCUCUCAGGAGUACGCAGUAUCUGGAGUUAGGCAAAGGAUACUCAGAUUUAGAAAUUAUUUUGCUAUGGUUGAGACAGAUAGUUUCGUUUUCUGGUUGGUGUCAAUUCUGGUAUUCUUUCUACUAAUGGUUAGCAAUUCUGUUGCAUGGAGCCAAGUUAGCAUGUCAGAAAGUACAGCUUUAUGAACUGCCUUUAGCUAGUGCCGAUUCUUCUCACGUUGUUGAUGUAAUCCAGUCUAUUCUAUUUUAUUGAGAAUUUUCAUUUUUCUCCUGCAGCCGUUAGUGAGAAACUGAGCUAUGAUGGUUGGGGAUUGCCAUCUGGAUUCCCUUAGAACCCAAAUUCAUGUCCCAUUAGUAAAUAUUCUUGUGGUUAACGUUAAACUUCAACCAGACACUGUGGUAAAUUGGAUAGAGGAGAGCUAGGAGAAGUUGGUCAAUGGAUACUAUGCUGCAUUAGUUAGGCUGAGUGAGGUCUGGUGUAUAGCAUAAUAGGGUGAAUAUAAUUAGUAGUAGUGCAGUGAGAAUCUUAUAGAAGAGAGGGUUGUGAGCAGAACCACUGUAAGAAAAACGAUAAGAUUCAAUGUAUCAGGUGGUUGAUCAUUGCCUAAUGUACAUGAGUCAGGACAAGAGAUUGUGUUUCAUAAGGUUACAAGUGUUUCAAUCAUAAAAACAUUAAUUUAAUAAAGACCUCUCAGUCUAUAAUUCUCAGACUUUUUUCCUAAUGUCAAGACCAAACAUACAUAUUUGUAUGCCAAUUUGUUUCUUAUUCUUGUGAUCAUUCUCUACUACUAAAGGUUAGUAAUUAUUUUUGACAUUUGCAUUCAAUAUUACAAACAUUCACAUUGAAAUUCUUCUGUUUCAUGUGUCAAUGUUUAUUUUUAAACACGUUUUUUAUCCACAAGUCUCCUUCUCUUGAGAACUUUGAUUUAUUCCCUUUUAUAUAGAACAUGCUGUAAAGUAAGAAAUUUUGAUUUGUGUUUCCCUGAUGGCUAAGGAUAUUGAACACUUCCUUAAAUGUCUUUCAGCCCUUUGAGAUUUUCCCUGUUGAGAAUUCUCUGUUUAGAUCUGCACCCCAUUUUUUAAUUGGAUUAUUUGAUAUUUUGAUGUCUAGCUUCUUAAUCCAUUUUUUGGUUGAGGGGCAUCUAGGUUGAGGGGCAUCUAGGUUGUUUCCGGAUUCUGGCUAUUACGAAUAAUGCUGCCAUGAACAUAGGUGAGCAUGUGUCCUUGAAAAACAAAACAAAACAAAACAACAUCAUCAUGAAAUUUGUAGGCAAAUGGAUGAACUAGAAAAAAAUCUAGUGAGGUAACCCAGGCCCAGAAAGACAAACACAGGUGCCAAACAUAAGACAAAUUACUAAAUGGUCUUAUUAAUAAAACAAAAAACAAAACCUGGAGCCAGGUAUUGGGGUGAAAGCUGAAAGAUCAGAGAAGCAGAACAAGUCACAGUCAACAUCGUCUCACCAACUCCUUAGCUGAUCUCGUUUCCUUAGACUGAAAGCCUCUCAGUCCUCACUGGAAUGGAUCUCAACUGAACUGCCUAAAAGCCUCUAGUUCCUGGUCCUCACACCUUGUAUACCUUUCUGCUUCCUACCAUCACUUCCUGGGAUUAAAGGUGUGCAUCCUUCCCAAGCAAAGACAUGAGAUUUCAAGUGCUGGGAUUAAAGAUGUGUGCCACUACGCCUGGCUCUGUUCCCAGUGUGGCCUUGAACUCACAGUGAUCCAGACAGAUCUUUGCCUCCCAAGUGACAGGAUUAAAGGUGUGUGCCACCACUGCCUGGCCUCUAUGUCUAAUUUAGUGGCUGUCUCUGUUCUCUGAUCCCCAGAUAAGUUUGUUAGGGUGAAUAAUAUAUUGGGGGACACAAUAUAUCACCACAUGUACUCACUCAUAAGUGAAUAUUGGAUGCAAAACAAAGGAUAACUAGGCUACAACCCACAACCCCAGAGAAACUAGGUAAAGAGGAGGAGCAUAAGAGGGCCACACAUAGAUUGCCCCAGGAAGGGGCAAUCUACUGGGUAAACUGGAAGUGGGGAGUAAAGGGGAGGGGAUGGGGUGUGGAACAUGAGGGUUCCAGAUGACUGAGUUGGAGGAAGGAUGGAGAGGGAGAGCAAUGAAAGAGAUAUCUUGACAGAGUGAACCAUUAAGGGGUUAGGGAGAAAUUUGGAGCUAGGGAAAUCCCUAGGAACUCACAAGAAUGUCCCCAGCUAAGACUCAUAGCAAUGGUGGACAGGGUGCUUGAACUAGCCUUCCCUUGUACUCAGAUUGGUGUCUACCCUAAUUGUCAUCACCAAAACCUACAUCCAGUGACUGAUGGAAGCAGAUGCAGAGGAGACCCACGGUCAGGUACUUGGCCAAGCUCCUGGAGUUCAGUUGAAGAAAGGGAGGAGGGAUUACAGGAGCAAGGCAGGUCAGGAUCAUGAUGGGAAAAACCACAGGAUAGCUGACCCAAGCUACUGGGAGCUCAAGGGCUCUGGACUGACAGCUGGGGAGCCUGCAUGGGACCACACUAGGCCCUCUGAAUAUGAGUGACAGUUGCGUGGCUUGAUGUGUUUUUGAGUCCCCUGGCAAUGGGACCAGGACUUAUCCCAGGUACAUGAACUGGCUUUUUAGAGCCCAUUCCCUAUGGUGUGAUGCCUUACUCAGCCUUGAUGCAGGGGAGAUGGGCUUAGUCCUACCCCAACUUGGUAUGCCGGCCUGUGUUGACUAUCCAAGGGAGGCCUUACCCCCAUGAGGAGGGGAUGAGGGUGGGAUGGGGAGAGGUGAGGGUGGGAGUGGGAGAAGGAGAGUGAGGGAACAGGGGUUGGUAUGUAAAAUGAAAACAAAAUUUUUUAAAAUUAACCUCCCCCCAAAAAAAGAAAUUUUGGAGGUUUCUUUUUUUCUUUCUAUCUUUCUUUCUUUUUUUGAAAGAUUGUGGCAUUAACAUAUGACUAACAUACUAAAAUCUAUACACUUUUAUUGUAUGUAAUAUGGUAAAUUUGGAUAUAACUACUUAGUUUUGAAAGUAUUACUGCAAUAUUCAUUAUCCUAAAAAUUCCUUUCAUCCCUUAUGAUGAUGAUGGUUUUGACAGUGAUGAUGAUGAUAGUUGUUGUGAUGGUGAUGGUGGUGGUGAUGAUGGUGAUGAUGGUGAUGAUGAUGAUGAUGAUGAUGGUGAUGAUGAUGAUGAUGAUGAUGAUGAUAGUGAUGAUGAUGGUGAUGGUGAUGGUGAUGACGAGUACCAUGGCUUGUUAGCUCUGAUAACAAUGUUUUAGUAAGCUCUGCCAUCUUGGCAGAUCAUUAAGCUAUAUAAUACAUAGAGAAAUUUCAUUUUUGCUCUUUAUUUCCUUUUGUGAGGUUCUAUAUGAGUCAAACAUUUCUGAAUUCUGGCAUAUCUGAGGAUUUUAUUCUUUUGAUUCAUAUGAGUGACAAGUUGGUUCUUUUUUAAAUCAUUCAAUUUUUAUGUUUAUGCUUACAUAUGUGUGCCUAAGUAUAUGUCUGUACACCACAUGCAUGCAGGCACCUAAAGAGACCAGAUGGAGUCAUCAGAUCCCCUGGAACUAGAGUUAUAGGUGGUUGUGAACCAUCAUGUGGAGUCUAGGAACUGAACCAGGUCCUCUGGAAGAGCAGAAGGUGCUCUUAACUGCUGACCUAUCCCUCCAGCCCCAUAGUUGAUUCUUCUCAUAAAAUUUUUCUUCAAAUAAAUUGUUACUACAAUAUUGGUUCCCAUAUCAUGUUGGAGAGGAAAAGUGUUUGUUAGAAUGAUAUUUUUGCUUUGUUUAAAAUCUAUUGUUUAUUUGCCUGCUUGUAUGUAAUCUUGAAGAUCUUAUUUAUAUUUUUCCUUCAGAUUCUAAAAUAAAUUUAUGACAUAUUAGG
Molecule: messenger RNA, 14424 nt
Organism: Peromyscus californicus insignis
Lineage: Eukaryota; Metazoa; Chordata; Mammalia; Rodentia; Cricetidae
Gene: Bckdhb
Product: branched chain keto acid dehydrogenase E1 subunit beta
Exons: 11
Coding region: 40-1212 (390 amino acids)
Biological process (GO): response to nutrient; branched-chain amino acid catabolic process
Molecular function (GO): catalytic activity
Source: RefSeq, a predicted model, not a curated record